AACAAUACCAUACCAGUGUACUAUAUAUGUAUUUGAACUUAAACAAGCACCAAUAUUAAAUGAAAAAGUUUACUUGGGUUAUCUACAAAUAUGCAUACACAUGUAUGUACAUAUAUCCGUUCGACGAUUUCAACGAAAAGUGCCAAAUAAAUGUCACGAUGUCUGUCCUACCGGAUAUCGCGUUGUUUGUGGAUUCCACAAUGGAUACUUGCGAACGUUUGCCAGCAGUUGUGUGAUGCGAAUGUAUAACUGCAAGUACCAAAAAGACUAUCGAAUCAUAUCUCAACAGGCAUGUGAAUUUAUUAGCAAUGAAGAUUUACGAAAGUUAGAGCUUUAAAAGCGACACGGAUGCAAUAUGAAAAUACCGCUAGAUGGCGCUAUAAUCUACGGCGCAUGCGUUGCAAACAUUUUUUGUUGGCUGUGGCUUAAAGUCGUCAAGAUGUACUAACAUACAUAUUUACAUAUAAUCACAUACGUGCUAAUGUUUUAUGUGAAACCUCUGAGUAAAUUACAUUAGCAUAACUAAAACAUAAUUAAUUAAAUUUAAACGAUAACUUACCGACUCUAAAACAUCAAGUAUACAAAUAUUGCAAACGUUAACAUCAGUAUUUAAGUUAAGCAAGGAAGCUAAGUGGUUAAGAUAUUUGAAUGUAAGUAUACACAGUCAUACAUAUGUAUGUAUGUGUAUGCACAUAGGCCAGAACAACGUAUAGCAAAAGUGUGUUUGGCCAGGUCAACAUUUAUAAAAGAGCUACCAAAGUGAACGCGGAAAACUCUAAAUAAUUACAGCUCCUAAAGUGGCAAGUUUUAUUAACAGGCAAUACCUACGAUUUCCUAAUCACUUGCUUUUGGCAUUCAUCUGGGCAAUACAUUGCCGCCGUGUACCGCAAGACUGGGCAAAAUUA
Drosophila nasuta is the source of this 905-nucleotide messenger RNA. RefSeq names its product U-Kazal-Dg21.2. Gene Ontology annotation, molecular function: protein binding. The coding region runs from base 101 to 337 and encodes 78 amino acids. The transcript has 4 exons. The record is from RefSeq and is a predicted model, not a curated record. Lineage: Eukaryota; Metazoa; Arthropoda; Insecta; Diptera; Drosophilidae.